Messenger RNA from Eimeria tenella, 1131 nucleotides. RefSeq lists its product as uncharacterized. Lineage: Eukaryota; Apicomplexa; Conoidasida; Eucoccidiorida; Eimeriidae. The transcript is spliced from 4 exons. The annotation marks the transcript as partial. The record is from RefSeq and is a predicted model, not a curated record.
GAGGGCGAGGGAGAAGUGUCGCUGAGUUUGACGGAUUUAUUGACAAGUUCUUCUCCAGGAUUUAAAAAGCUGCUGCAGAAGAUAACAGAACAGACUCAGCUUUCUCCAGGGGCGCCCAAAGAGCCCCAAGAGGGGCCCCCCGGAGGGGCCCCCGGGGGGGCCCCUGGGGGGGCCCCCCAGGGGCCCCGGGGGGCCCCCGAGGCGGAGGGCAGCAGCAAGGGGGCCCCCUCUGCGGAGAGAAGUGCAGCAGAGAAGGAGGCGAAGAAAACGAAUUCAAAAGGAGAAUCGACGCACGCCAGCAGCAGCAGCAGAAGCAGCAGCAACGGACGCAAGAGCCAGGAAGGCUCAGCAAAACCCAAAAAGAAAGAUGAAAGAGGUUUUCCACAGGGGGCUCUCCAAGCAGUCCUCAUCAUGGGCCCUGACGGCCGCAUUCUUAACUUCGAAGGGAUGGAGCCUCCUUCCCCAGAAGAGCUUUCACAAAUCCCGGAGGCCUUCUCAAUGCUUGCGAAGCAAAUGGGAGUUCCCUUCAGCCAAGAGGCUGCAGAGAACAUCCGCGAGACUUUAACAAAGUUAACAGCGCAGCUCCCCAAGGGGGCCCCCAAGGGGGCCCCCCCCAAGGGGGCCCCCCCCAAGGGGGCCCCCCAGGGGGCCCCCCAGGGGGUCCCCAAGGCGAACCCUCAAAGCAAAGAAAACCCUCGCAAGGCCAAAGCUGCCCCGCAGAUGAAAAGCCCGAAGGAGUCUGAAGAGCUGGAUGACCCUUGGGAUGAAGGCUGGGCCUCUGCGCCUGGCAGCAGCAGCAGCAGCAGCAGCAGCAGCAGCAAGAGCAGCAGCAGCACGCUAGCAGGCGACCCCGAGAGCUUCUUCAAGGGGGCCUUCAAAUUCAUUGCAGAAGCAGAUCCUGCUGCAAUGGGAAUGUUGAUGCGUGCAGCAGAACAGCUGGCGGGCAGCAGGGGCCCUCUAGGGGCCCCCCCCCCUUCAGCACUGGCGGAGUUUCUAAAGUCUCUGUCUGAGGGGCCCUCGGGGGCCCCCCAGGGGCCCCCCGGGGGGCGCCCAGGGGGGCCUCCUAAGGGGACCCAGGACGGGGGCCCCAGGGGACCCCGAGAUGAGCAGGGUGACCGAGAUGAGCUGUAG